Molecule: messenger RNA, 1802 nt
Organism: Durusdinium trenchii
Lineage: Eukaryota; Dinophyceae; Suessiales; Symbiodiniaceae
Source: the annotation of a GenBank genome assembly
CACAGUACAUAUAUAUAUAUAGUGUAUUUGAGUUUAGAAAUUGAAUACAUGCUGACACUCACAUGAUUUUAAAGGGCAUUUAGUAGGCAUGUGAAUUUUGAUUCCUCCCAAGCCUCACAGGUAUGCGCAGGUCACACAAGAGCGAGAAUCAAGUCCAAUCGAUCUGCUUGGAAACAUUCAGAAGUUGGUAGAGUCGCUUCAAGAACACGGAGAGAAAGUCAUGGUCAUGGUCUUGCUGCACACAUGUGCACACAAUUUCCACCAGUGAGGCAUGGGGAUAAGGCCAGCAAACAAGGCGAGUUUGUGGACUCUUGAUCUGUGGUCAGGGUGACCCGACAAAUGUCACGAAAGGUAGCUUGACCUGCCUGAGUUCUCCUUGCGUUAGCAAAAAUGUAUUACAAUCUGGAGUUGGGAUCAUGCAUUGAAUUUGGUCCCGUAAGAAGGGAUUCUGUUCGACGGGGGGGGGCCGUGGCCCCUCCCCCCUGCGCCGUCGCUGUUUGGGUCACAUCCAUCCACCUUUGACGCUGUCAUGAACUUCUACCAGGGUUACUUGUGAUUGCCUGCUACCUUUCGUUCACCCCCUCCUCUCUCAAGUGAAUUCAGCCUAGCUCAGAAAAGUUGUCGAAAGACUCGUGCUGUAGUACUAGCAGAUCUACGAGUAGUUCUAAGAUCGACUACAGUAAUAGUAAUAGGUCGGCUGCUACAUCCCCAACUCAUUUGUUUGACAGGAGGCUUUCAAGAAGGCAGCAGAACAGGCUUCAGAGAUUGGAGAGGUUGUGCAAGGCAUGGAAGAAGCAGUGGAAGAAGCCAAGGCGAAGCAUGAAGGAAGAGCUGGACUUAUGAAAGAGCUGCUGCACAGCCUUUCAAACAUGCCAGGUACAGGGAAGGUUAUGAAGGAAGAUGUUACGCAGAUCAUGUCCAAUGGUGAGAGAUGUGUCACUGAGCUGGUGAGAGCAGCAAACGGCACUGUCCUGAAGGAGACCACUUGGCUGGUAGAUGAAGAUGGGACAAAGCAGAAAGAAGCGACGCCUGGUCACUGCAAGAAACGACGAAGACUACAGGCCGUCCGUGCUGAUGCUGAAGCUAGAGCACAAUUACAGAGUCGACGUCUUCAGGGAGAUGAAGACCUUUGGGUACUUGGAGACGUCUUCCUCAGAAGGCACCUCGUGGCCUUUGACUUUGAGAAUUCCAGGUUGGGCUUCGCAGUUGAAGAGGCAUCACCAGAAGAUCUGGCAAACCGUGAAGCAGAGAUGGCCCAGGAGGAUGCAGAGGGAGGCUCAAUCGAGGCUUUGGAAGGAGAAAAUGGAGUCGAACAGUUCAAUGAGGAUGGUGCUGGCCAAGUUCCACCCAAUGAGGUGUGGCAAGGAGGUGCGAUGGGCCAAGGUGCUGCAGAUCACCCACCAGAGGUGGUCUACGAUGAGGAAUUUGGCUCGGAGUCUAGUGUUGGGAUGAAGACAGUGCUGGUUGCCACAGCCCUUGUCAUGGGUGUUGGUGCUUUUUGCGGUCUAUUUGGCAGCACCAGGGGCGGCCUGGAGGAGACCAGGCAACCAGCCUUCAACUACCCAGAAGAAGAGGAAGGUACAGCCUGCAUGUCAGAUCCUGAUGCUGAAGCAAGGCGGCAAACUAAUGAAGCAGCUGAAUGAGGUGUGAAGAGCCAGGCUCAGCGCACGGCACGUGCGAGGCCAUAUUUGGAGCGUACCGUGGCACUCAGUCAAAUAUUUCGCCAAAGUUGCGGAGCUAGCUGAGCUGAGAUAGGUUGCACAAGGUUGCAGCACACAGUGAGCCGUCUUGGAAGAAUAACC